Falco peregrinus (peregrine falcon) is the source of this 1241-nucleotide messenger RNA. RefSeq names its product VPS37D subunit of ESCRT-I (gene VPS37D). Gene Ontology annotation, cellular component: ESCRT I complex. The transcript is spliced from 4 exons. The coding region runs from base 60 to 947 and encodes 295 amino acids. Gene Ontology annotation, biological process: ubiquitin-dependent protein catabolic process via the multivesicular body sorting pathway; protein targeting to vacuole; protein targeting to membrane. The record is from RefSeq and is a predicted model, not a curated record. Lineage: Eukaryota; Metazoa; Chordata; Aves; Falconiformes; Falconidae.
GCGGGGCUCGGCUCCCGGCGGCGGGGGCGUCCCGGCCUGUGCUCGUCGUGCCCCGGCCCAUGUCCCGGCCCCCGGCGCCGACCGGCUCCCCGCGCCGCUUCGGGGCGCUCAGCACCGCGCAGCUCCGCGCCCUGCUGCAGGACGAGCUCCGGCUGCAGCGCGCCGCCCGCCUCAGCAGGAAGUUUCAGAGUCUGCAGCUGGAGCGGGAGAUGUGUUUGGCUUCAAACUGCGCCCUGGCCAGGGUGAACCUCUCCCUGCGCCCGCGGCUGGAGGAUGGGAAGGCUUCCCUAGCCAUCAAGUAUCAGGAGCUGCAGGAGAUAAGAGAGGCGUGUUGGGAGAAGCAGCAGUGCCUGGCCCCAUCCCUUCCCAACACAGAAGCGUACCUGAAGAAGUGGAGCCCACAGAGUGCCCUGGGCCAGCUCCAAGCCAAGCUCGAUGCCUCUGAGGCAGAGUCGGAGACACAGGUAGAGCGGUUCCUGGCCCAGGAUCUGCCCCUCGAUUCCUUUCUGGAGUCCUUCCACCAGAGCCGCACACGCUCCCACAUCUGCCAGACGCAGCUGGAGAAACUGCAGGAGCUGCUGCGGAAGGACCAGGCGGGCAGGGACGCUGUGGGCCUCGUGGGGCGCCCAGGUGCCCUGACUAGCCUGGCACCAGCCCGUCUUGCCCCGCUGCGGAGUGGAGUAGCCCCCAAAGCCUUCGAUCUCUCUUACGGCUUUGUGCCCACCUUUCUCAUCCCCUUGGAGGCCGUUGUGCCCUUUGCCAUGCCAGCUGUGCCUCCCAGAAGCCAUCUCCCAGCCCUGGAACACCAGCCAGCAUCUCCCUGCUCUGAAAUCUCCAGCCCAGUCUCACCCCUGCACCUCGUCAGACACGUCCCUUUGCUCAGCCCCCAGCCCUUCUGCAGGCAGCAGCAACUGCAAGACCAGAAGCAGGAGCCUCCACACCGUUAGCAGGGCAGGGACAGGGGAUGUCCCCCCCAUGCCUCCACAGGGGCUGUGCAGGAACACCCUGGCCAGGGAGCAUGUGGGGUGGGCGUGUGGUGUAGACACAGCUCUGAGGGGCUGUGGUGUCUGUUGAGCAGGCACAGGGGUGGGUGCUUACAAGGGAUGGAAGUUCUUGGCUGGGGCUGGGGUGGGCUGGGCGCUGUGGCUGGGUAGUGGGUCUUGCCCUUGGGGAGCUGCCAGGGGGGAGGUGUCUGCAUCCACAGCAAGAGGAACAGUGAUGGGAGGUGGGGGGAGGGUGGG